AAAAUAAGAUCCCCGACCCUAGGUGGCGCUAAUUUACUCCGACCAAUAAUUUUUGAAACUACACUGGUGGUGCGCCAAAUUCAAAGAUCAGGAUGGAAAAGAUGGGUAAAUCGUCGGAAUUUACAGCGGCGUACAAAUUAAAAUCUGGAUCAUCUCUUCAAAAAAGAGAUGCCCGUCUUAGCCGGCGUUCCAUCGAAUGGAAAACACUGAGGGGAGAGGAAGUCAGUAAAAGAAGAAACCUUAAAAACUUGUCCCCACUACAAGAAGGAAAAGAGAACCUUUCCCAACGUUCUACAUACAAAGACAAAACUCCGACCAAACCCACUAAAGUUGACAAAGCUACAAAGCAAAAUGAAAUGAAAGCAAAACUGAAGAAAUGGAGAGAGGAAAAAGCAUUGAAAAAGAAAAUGGAAGCACAUGAAAAAGCAAAGAAAAGACCAUUUAUCAUAAAGCAUAUGGAGUAUAGCGAUAAUCUAGAAGUUUCUAAAGUUAAGAAGGGUGUUGCAGAGACCAGCAAGACUAAAUCAAGUACAAUGCCUCUCCAGGCUAAAUCAUUUAAUAAAGAAACUAAGGUGAACAAAUUUGAAACAGUGCAAAAGAGACAUGGCAAUUCAUCUGUAACUAAACAAGAUUCAACCAGAAAGAAGGGACCAAAUAAACCAGUGACAGAAAGAGUAACAAGGACAACCAAUCAGAGAGCAGGUAAAACAACCCAGCCUGCACAGACCAGUGUUAAGAAAAGUAAAGAUAAGAAAGCCCCUGUCAAGAAGAGUGCUCAAGGAGGUGUAGACAAGGCAACAGUUGAUCUGACCAAGGUGUCUACAGCCAGAGGAAUGUCAUUUGCCCCUGAGGAGUUUACUUUCACGGCUCCAAACAACUUGGUCUCUUUUGUCUUCAAACCUCUCAGCCCCACAAGUUCAGAAAACUUUCUGUACUCCAACAAUCCAGAUGAGACAGCUGUAUUUUCUUCUACUGAUCCAGGAAGAUGUUCAACACCAAAGAAAACACGAACUGCAAGUGUGGCACUUUCUGAUGAGGAGAAGACAGGAAACAAAAGCUCGAAGGAUGAUAAUGUUGCGAAUGUCCCCACUGACUCAACUAGAAACAGAAGACAAACACGCUCUCAAACAAAAUCUGUGUCACAGAAAAAUGAAUCUCUGAAUUCUGUAGAAAAGUCGUCUGCAAUUGAAACAAAACCUACUUCAAGAAAGUCAACUGCCAAAGAGGUAGAAACUCCAUCUAAGUCCAGGAAAUCAAUGGAAAAAACUCCUCGCUCAAGAAAGUCUGUAAGUAAUGCGCUGAGUGCUGGUCCUAAGCCAGAAUCAAGGAAGAGGUCUUCAAGCAGAGAGCUCCCCUCCCGGUCUCGGUCCAGAAAAAGAUCCCACAGUCGGGAUGAAGAAAGUACGACAAAAAGGAGAAAGUCACGAAGGUCUGUCAGUGUUAAACCUGGUGGAAACGUUAAAGUGGACGUGAUUAAUUCACCAGAGCAGCAGCAGAAAGAAACAAGUGAUAGCACAGAUCAGGUUAUGGAAGAUACUGAAAUGACCAAAGACAAUGAGGUGGAAUCAGCAGAAACUUGUGAUCAACAGGAUAAUGAUGAAUUGGGUUCCACUAGGUCUGUAAAACUCACGAAUCAUAGUCUGACAGUUGAAGUUACAGAGGAUAUCAAUGAUAGUUUAAAUGAGCCCAAAUCAUCACCCUCAGUGCCAAAAAGAAAAUCAAGACGGUCUAUUAAAACACCAUGUACACUUUCUGAAGAUGUCAAAGAGAUUUCAAGUAAGAAUACUGAGAAGGAGAUAGUUGAGGAAAAACCAUCAGUAAAAGCAAGAAGAAAAUCUAGAGUUUCAGUUAACUUGGAAAAUGGAAUUUCUGAUAAUACAAAAGAACUGGCAUCUGAAUUGGAAGAGAGCAAUGAGGUGUUUGCAGAGGAAAAUUCAUCUCCAGCGCCAAAGAGAAAAUCCAGACGAUCCAUCAGAAUGAGACCAGAUUUUGCUGAAAUCCCAGAAGAUUUGACAGCAGGGAACAAAGAAAACUCUAAACCAAAGCAAGUCACUCGGCGCUCUGUGGCUGUGGUGGACGGCUUCAAGCUCCCGUCAGAGUCCAUGUCUGCUAAACGUACCAAGCCAAAGCAGAGAAGGCAUACCCUCCAUGUGCAUAGGAGUCCUGAGGAAUGGGUGGAGAUUCUGAAGAGCAGUCCAAUGAUUGAAAUGACUAGAAAGACUCCCAAACAAAAGUCUCCAGUGUCAAAAAUUCCAUCUUUAGACUUGGAGCUUGAUCUUGAUGACCUUGACCUGCCACCAAAAGAGGACAUCAAAAGUGACCUAGAUAUUUCCAAGGUCAUCAUGGCAAACCUGAACUCCUCUGUAUUGACUGAUGAAGAUGUUGCAGCAGUUGAAGAGACCUUAGAAUCAAGUGCCAAAGAAAUGAAUACCGAGGAAUCAACACUGGAGAAGAAGGGGGUAGAAUCUAUGGACACAGAUGAAAUGGCUGCCGAUACAGUGGUACCAUUACAAGAGUCUACGUCUGGAAUUAAUAGUACAGAAGGAAAACAAGAACCAGAACAUGAUGUAAAGUACUUCAGAAAUCUUUUGUCAUCAGAGACUAACAGGCUUAAUGCCUUGAGUGAGAAGUGGGAAGGAAUCAACACCCCAGAUCUCUCAGAAGAGGUGCAAGGACAGAUCCGCACAGUGAUAGGACAAGCCCAGCUGUUGAUAGCUCAAAGAUUCAAACAGUUCACAGGCUUAGUUGACAACUGUGAAUUUAAGACCGGUGAGAAGGAGACAACUUGUACCGACCUACAGGGGUUCUGGGAUAUGAUUUACUUUCAGGUAGAAGAUGUAGAUAAGAAAUUUGAAGAUUUACAAGAGCGAAAGGAAUCAGGAUGGGUGAAGAAAUCCCCAGAACUAGUCAAAAAAGUUGUCAAAAAAAAAGUUGUCAACAAGCCAGUGAUUAAGAAACCUGUCAAGUCUAAGUUUGCUGCCUUUAAAGCUAGCCUGAAAGCCUCUACCGCUCCUGCUCAAACCAUUGAACAUGACUGGGGUCUCUUCAAAGUGACCAGUCCUAUUAGGAAACCCACCUAUCACUGUGAAGCUGGUUCACCCAAGCCAAAGUCAGUUGAGUCACCCAAACCAAAGGAGGAGUUGCCCAUGCCCCUUCAGCCAAAAUCAGGAGAGGAAAUUGAACCAAUGGAGGACAGUACAUCUCAGCCAGCAGUGGUUCAGGAUAAGCCCCCUGCUAUCCUGGUGGAGGAUGUAGCUAUGAUUAGAACCCCCAAAAGACAGAGCUAUGUCCCUGUUAUACCCAGUCCUCUUCUGCAGGAUUCUACCCCUCAGCCUCGCUUCACACGGAGCCUUCUGAAGGCCACUCCCUCCGGAAACCAAACAGAGGAAAAAACCGAGACACCAAGACCAAGAAGACAAUCACUCAGGAGAUCCAUCAAUAUGAAGAGGAAAUCAGUGUCCUUUGUUGAAGAGCCAGUGAAGCCUGAGUCUCCCGCUGAUGAGAGCUUCUCUAAGUACCUACAGCCCUCUCAGCCCAUCCCAGAGGAGACCGAGAGCCCGGUCAGUGUGAUGGACAGUUACUUCAGUGUGGAGGAAGAUGAUCAUUCUCGUCUCAGCUCGGGUGGGAAAGCUCUGAAGACUACACUGAAACAGUCCAGGAGAAGAUCUGCCAGGAGGAGUGUGUCAUUUUGUAGUCCACUGCCAGAGAAAGACAAAUCCUGUCUAAGACACCCUCCCACCCCUCACAGAUCAUUAGUUGAUGACCCAGAUUCAGACUCAGACAGUCAGAGUGACACAGGCUCCAAGUUCUCCAGUCUUAAUGUGGCCUUCACUCCAGUAACAAGGUCUACACGAUCAAGACCAAGCUUACUCUACACCCCACCAGAUCUGCAGGAGACUCCAUCUAAAGGAAUGUCAUCUGAAGUGGCUACAGGUACCCUGAUCUCCUUCACACCCUAAUGACAUUGAUGGACACAACGAAUUGAAUGGAUGAUGACAUGUAGAUGGCAGUAGUGCUGGCAGACAUUUUCUGAUUUUUUUUCUCCUCUACUUUCAUUAUCUUCAUAACCUUUUUUAUAGGACUGUGUGAAUGAUCAAGUAUGAUUUUUUUUUGUAAUAUGUGUGCAUGAUGAAAGGUGGAUUCUGAUGUAAGAUGUGAGGGUACUAUUGUAUUUUUGAUUUUUAGUUAUUUAACCCCUUUUUAUGUUAAAAUAUGUACAAGAAAACAUUUUUAUUUCAUUGUUUGUAUCUUUAAAUCAUUUGUUUAUGUAAUAUAGGAUAUGAAGAAUAUUAAAAACCAAUCACAUGUAUGUAAUUCAAUGCAGAUUUUUUUUUUAAUUG
Saccostrea cuccullata (small rock oyster) is the source of this 4340-nucleotide messenger RNA. Its product is annotated as neurofilament heavy polypeptide-like. The record is from RefSeq and is a predicted model, not a curated record. Gene Ontology annotation, biological process: signaling. The transcript is spliced from 18 exons. NCBI's taxonomy places the organism in Eukaryota, Metazoa, Mollusca, Bivalvia, Ostreida, Ostreidae. The coding region runs from base 93 to 3959 and encodes 1288 amino acids.